Molecule: messenger RNA, 1095 nt
Organism: Moneuplotes crassus
Lineage: Eukaryota; Ciliophora; Spirotrichea; Euplotida; Euplotidae
Source: the annotation of a GenBank genome assembly
AUGGAAAACAAACAGCAAUACCAAAAAUCCCAGAAAGAAAUUUCUGAUUGCAAAAAUCAAGGAGUCGGCCUCACUCUUCCUCAAAUUGAAAAUUCUGACUUCGAGUAUGCCUUCAGGCACUUUGAGAGGCCAUCUAUGGCCACUUUCGGAUUUGAGAGUGAGAAAGACAAGGACUUUCCCUACUUCACCAAUGCUCAAGCCUUUGAGAAAAAUUUCAAGGAAGAAGAGGAAAUUGAGUACUUCAGUGAGCCAAAAUUUGAAUUUGAUAAUUACCCUCGCUUUUUGGAAAUGGAAACAUCUAGCCCACAUUCAAAAUCAUUAGACAUUAAACUAAUUUUCGGAUUAGAUAAGAUUCAUUCUGAACAAGAUAAUUCAUUUGCAUUCAGGAGUCAACUGGAUGAAGAAUUUAUGAAAAUCAGGAAUGCUCCUUCCAUUGUAGUUAAACAAGACCCAAAUGAAAGGACAUUGCAUGCUUCUGCCACUAUGAAUCCAAUUGUAGAGGGUUCAUCCGCAAAAGUAGCAAAGAGGGUGAAUUCUAGCUGAGGUACACCAACAAACAUUGACCCAGAGAAACUAUCUAAGUUAUUUAAAUGACUCACAAAAACGAAAGGAAUUGAUCUUGAUAUGAUCACAGAGGAUCUAAUCGAGAGAACUAUUGAGUUUGGCCAGCAAAAAAUUGCCGAGCAACUCAAUAUCCCAUAUAGGAGAUACAAAUCUAUCCUAAAUAAAGCUGGAAUCAAAAUUAUUGCUGGCCGCAAAGUUCAGAAUCAACAACUUGAAUCUGUUCUUGUUGAGUGGUCACUCCAAAUCAAAUCUUCUGGAGAAACCUUGACUAGGAAGAUGAUUCAGACCCAAGCAGGGGUAUUCCAGAAGGAUCUCAUCAACCAAGGUGAGAAGCCACUUGAAAAAGUGAGACUUUCCAAAGGAUGGCUUGAUAAAUUCUUGAACCGUCAUGAAGAGAUCAAGUGCUACCUAACUUCUCAGAAAGGCAAAAAGAGCAUUUAAGUCUUUCGCCUGUAACAGGGUUUUGCUCAACUUCUCUCUAAUUAUCAAAUAAUUAGUAACUUUAUUCUAAUAAUAUUAACAUAAGUUCCU